AUGGCUGGCACCAUUCGAGCUCUCGUCACCCAGGGUGACAAGACCGCCAAAGUCCAAGAGGUCCCCAAACCUCAGCCCGGUCCCGGCGAGAUCCUCGUCAAGAUCUCCGCCGUAGCCCAGAACCCAACCGACUGGAAGGCCACGUCCGUCGCCCCCGCCGGCCGCACCGUCGGCUGCGACUUUGCAGGCGCCGUCGCCGACGCCAACGGCUCAUCCCUGAAGGAAGGCCAGCGCGUCGCGGGCUUCGUCAUGGGAACCUCCGACGACCCGCCCCGCGGCGUCUUUGCGCAGUACGCCGUCAUCGAGAGCAGCCUCGUCUUCCCCGUCCCCGAGUCCGUGACCGGCUCCCAGGCCGCCGUCAUUCCCUUGGCCUUUGCCACGGCCGUACAGGCGCUAUUCCAGCGUCUGGGACUACCCGAGCCGACGAGCCCGGCCAAGGAGGCGGUCCCCGUGUUGAUUAAUGGCGGGACUGGUAGUGUCGGCUUGUAUGCAGUCCAGCUGGCGAAGAAGGCUGGGUUGUACGUCAUCACCACGGGCGGCAAGAAGAAUCAUGCCCUCUUGAAGAGCCUCGGCGCGGAUAUCACGAUCGACUACCGGGACACCGACUGGAUCGACCAGGUCAAGACGGCCGCGAAGAAUAACCUCAAGUACGUCUUUGACGCCAUCAGCGAGGUCGAAACCACAAAGGCCGUCGCGACGGCGCUGUCGCCCGCCGGUGGCCACGUCGUCUGCAUUCUGCCCCGCAAUGCGAAGGAGGUUGGUGCUCCCGAGGGAGUAAAGGUCGAGAGCACGCUAGUAUACACAGUCUUUGGAAGGGCCCUCACAUAUGGCAACUUUGACAACAUUGACGGGGAGAAGCCAGAGGAUAAGAAGUUCUGGGAGAAGUAUCUGGGACUUUUGCCCGAGUGGUUGGAGGAUGGAACCAUCAAGCCGAACCCUCAAAAGGAGUUUGGUGGUCUGGAUGAUAUCAACAAGGGCUUUGAGUUGCAGGCCAAGGGAGGGGUGAGUGCCGAGAAGCUGGUUUAUAAGAUUGUUUAG
This is a messenger RNA of Colletotrichum orchidophilum, 1038 nucleotides long. Its product is annotated as zinc-binding dehydrogenase. The transcript has 2 exons. Lineage: Eukaryota; Fungi; Ascomycota; Sordariomycetes; Glomerellales; Glomerellaceae. The coding region runs from base 1 to 1038 and encodes 345 amino acids. The record is from RefSeq and is a predicted model, not a curated record. Gene Ontology annotation, molecular function: oxidoreductase activity, acting on NAD(P)H.